Messenger RNA from Cynara cardunculus var. scolymus (artichoke), 4634 nucleotides. Its product is annotated as ABC transporter G family member 32. The record is from RefSeq and is a predicted model, not a curated record. Bases 27 to 4373 code for a protein of 1448 amino acids. Gene Ontology annotation, cellular component: membrane. NCBI's taxonomy places the organism in Eukaryota, Viridiplantae, Streptophyta, Magnoliopsida, Asterales, Asteraceae. The transcript is spliced from 23 exons. Gene Ontology annotation, molecular function: ATP binding; ABC-type transporter activity; ATP hydrolysis activity.
UUGAAUUUCAACUUGUCUUGUUAACAAUGUGGAAUUCGGCUGAGAAUCUGUCAGUGAGAUCUUCGUCAUUUCGGGAAGACGGAGACGAUGAGGAGGCGUUGCGGUGGGCGGCUAUCGAGAGGUUGCCGACUUAUAAUCGAGUUCGGAAAGGUAUAUUUACGAAUAUCGUUGGAGAUUCCAAGGAAGUUGAUGUUAAUAAGCUUGAAGUCGAGGAACUGAAGCUUGUGUUAGAUCGGUUGUUGAAUUCUGCUGAAGAGGACUGGAAGCGGUUCUUCGAUCGAAUGCGACGGAGAUUUGAUGCGGUGGAUUUGGAAUUUCCAAAGAUUGAAGUCAGAUUUCAGAAUUUGAAUGUAGAAACUUAUGUUCAUGUCGGUAGUAGAGCAUUGCCAACCAUUACCAAUUUCAUUGUUAACAUGACCGAGGGUUUCUUAAGGCAAUUGAGGAUAUACAAGGGGAAGCGGAGAAAACUGACAAUUUUGGAUAAUGUUAGUGGGAUAAUUAGACCUUCAAGAAUGACGCUGCUUCUUGGUCCUCCGAGCUCCGGAAAGACAACUCUGAUGUUGGCCCUGGCUGGACGUCUUGGACAUCAUUUGCAGACGUCAGGAAAAAUAACCUACAACGGGCAUAGUCUGAAGGAAUUUGUUCCUCAGAGAACAUCAGCUUAUGUCAGUCAACAAGAUUGGCAUAUUGCAGAGAUGACAGUUCGUGAAACACUCGACUUAUCUGCACGCUGUCAAGGUGUCGGAUUUAAAUAUGAUAUGAUUAUGGAACUCACAAGAAGAGAAAAGAUUGCUGGAAUAAGACCUGAUGAAGAUCUGGAUAUUUUUAUGAAGGCUUUGGCCUUAGGGGGGCAUGAAACAGCUCUUGUUGUGGAGUACAUUUUAAAGAUUUUAGGAUUGGAUGUAUGUGCAAACACCAUGGUUGGAGACCAAAUGCUCAGGGGGAUCUCUGGGGGGCAAAAGAAACGGCUUACAACAGGUGAAUUAUUGGUGGGUCCAUCUAGAGUUCUUAUAAUGGAUGAAAUAUCAAAUGGUCUUGAUAGCUCAACCACAUACCAAAUAAUUAAGUACCUCAGGCAUUCAACUCGUGCACUUGACGGGACCACAGUGAUUUCUCUUCUUCAACCUGCUCCAGAGACUUAUGAUUUGUUUGAUGAUAUCAUACUCAUAUGUGAGGGCCAUAUAGUAUACCAAGGGCCACGAAAUACUGCUCUUGAUUUCUUUGCAUUUAUGGGAUUUCAGUGCCCCCAGAGGAAGAAUGUUGCAGAUUUCCUUCAAGAGGUUGUUUCCGAGAAGGAUCAAGAACAGUAUUGGUCUGUUCCAGAUCGACCUUAUUCCUACAUACCCGUCAAAAAGUUUGCUGAAGCAUUUAGUUCAUACCGAGUGGGGAAGAAUUUAGUCGAGGAGCUAGGUGUUCCAUUUGAUAGGCAAUACAAUCAUCCGGCAGCCUUGUCAACUUCUCAUUAUGGUGUCAAGAGAAGGGAACUUCUUAAGACAAGUUUUAAUUGGCAAUUGCUACUGAUGCAACGGAACUCAUUUAUAUAUGUUUUUAAAUUCAUUCAGCUUCUAUUUGUUGCAAUCAUUACAAUGAGUGUUUUCUUCCGGACAACUCUGCAUCAUAGAACAGUUGAUGAUGGAGGCCUAUAUCUUGGGGAACUCUAUUUUUCUAUGGUUAUUCUUCUUUUUAAUGGCUUCACAGAAGUCUCCAUGCUAGUUGCAAAGCUUCCAGUGAUCUACAAGCAUAGGGACUUGCACUUCUAUCCUUCUUGGGUUUAUACGCUUCCUUCUUGGAUCUUGAGUAUCCCAACUUCCCUCAUAGAGUCUGGUAUCUGGGUGGCAGUUACAUACUACGUUGUUGGACUUGAUCCAAAUAUCGUCAGGUUCUUUAAGCAAUUUCUGCUAUAUUUCUUCCUCCACCAAGCGUCUAUUGGUCUGUUCCGCUUGAUGGGAUCCUUGGGACGUAAUAUGAUCGUGGCCAAUACCUUUGGCUCUUUUGCAUUGUUGAUUGUCAUGGCUCUUGGUGGAUAUGUAAUUUCAAAAGAUAGUAUACCGAGUUGGUGGAUUUGGGGUUUCUGGAUUUCACCUUUGAUGUAUGCUCAAGAUGCAGCAUCUGUGAAUGAGUUUCUUGGGCAUGCUUGGGAUAAAAGAGGGAACCAAUCAACAAAGACGUUAGGUGAGAUGGUGCUGAAAGCACGCAGUAUCUUCCCUCAGACUUAUUGGUACUGGAUCGGUCUUGCAGCCUUGCUUGGAUAUACAAUUUUAUUCAAUGCCCUUUUCACCUUCUUCUUAUCUUACCUUAACCCCUUGGGAAGGAGCCAAGCUGUUGUUUCAAAAGAAGAACUCAAGGACAAAGAUGGAAAAAAGAACAGUGAAAGUGUUGUCAUUCAGCUCAGAGAGUUUUUGGAGCAUUCAGGUUCUUUCACUGGUAAGAAUAUAUAUCAAAGAGGCAUGGUUCUACCUUUUCAGCCACUUUCCAUGGCAUUCAGCAAUAUCAAUUACUAUGUUGAUGUGCCUCCGGAAUUGAAGCAGCAAGGGGUUGCAGAAGAUAGAUUGCAGUUGUUGGUGGAUGUUACUGGUGCAUUUAGGCCCGGUGUGCUUACCGCAUUGGUGGGGGUAAGUGGUGCUGGUAAGACCACCCUAAUGGAUGUUUUAGCCGGAAGAAAAACUGGUGGAGUAAUAGAGGGAAGCAUCCAUAUUUCCGGCUACCUGAAGUCCCAAGAAACUUUUGCUAGAAUAUCUGGUUACUGUGAGCAGAAUGACAUCCAUUCGCCUUGUUUGACUGUUCUAGAGUCACUUCUCUUCUCUGCUUGGCUUCGUUUACCUUCAGAUGUUGACUGCAAAACACAGAAGAUUUUCGUUGAGGAGGUGAUGGAACUCGUUGAACUCAUUCCACUCAAAGGUGCCUUGGUUGGUCUGCCCGGUGUUGAUGGCUUGUCAACCGAGCAAAGAAAGCGUCUGACUAUAGCCGUUGAAUUAGUUGCGAACCCUUCUAUUGUAUUUAUGGAUGAACCCACUUCAGGACUGGAUGCAAGAUCUGCAGCUAUAGUGAUGAGAACUGUGAGGAACAUCGUAAACACCGGGAGGACAAUUGUCUGCACGAUACAUCAACCCAGCAUCGACAUCUUCGAAGCCUUUGAUGAGCUCCUAUUUAUGAAGCGAGGAGGGCAACUCAUUUACGCAGGUCCACUUGGCGCCAGAUCAUGCAAACUUGUCGAGUAUUUUGAGGCUAUUGAAGGAGUUCGGAAGAUAAAAUCUGGAUAUAAUCCUGCAACAUGGAUGCUAGAGGUUACUUCACCAGCAGAAGAAACCGGUUUAGGUGUAGACUUUGCUGAAGUCUAUAGACGGUCCAAAUUAUUUCAGUAUGUGCUGUUUUCCUCUUUACAUUCUUUUCUUUCAUUGUUAUUCUCUGUUCUUCAUUCUUAUGCCUUCCAUGUAUUCUGUCUCAGACGCAACAGAGAUUUGGUCGAAAGACUAAAGAAACCAAGAAAUGAUUCAAAAGAAUUGCAUUUUCCAACCAAGUACUCGCGAUCAUACGCAGAUCAGUUUGCCACUUGUCUUUGGAAGCAAUACCUUUCAUAUUGGCGAAAUCCACAAUAUACUGCAGUUCGGUUUUUCUACACUUGUAUCAUUUCACUGAUGCUUGGAACAAUAUGCUGGAGAUUUGGUUCAAAACAGGAAAGCCAGCAGGAUUUGUUUAAUGCCAUGGGAUCCAUGUAUUUAGCCGUACUAUUUAUAGGAAUUACCAAUGCCACUGCUGUCCAACCUGUUGUUUCUGUCGAAAGAUUUGUUUCAUAUAGAGAGAGGGCUGCCGGUAUGUAUUCAGCUCUACCGUUCGCCUUUGCUCAGGGAGCAAUUGAGUUUCCAUAUGUGUUGGCACAAGCACUUAUUUACAGUACCAUAUUCUACUCGCUAGCUGCAUUUGAAUGGAGCACAUGGAAAUUUAUAUGGUACAUAUACUUUAUGUACUUGACCAUGCUAUACUUCACCUUCUAUGGAAUGAUGACAACUGCUAUGACACCCAAUCACAAUGUGGCUGCCAUUAUUGCUGCUCCUUUUUACAUGCUAUGGAACCUCUUCAGUGGAUUCAUGAUCCCUCAUAAGAGAAUCCCCAUUUGGUGGAGAUGGUAUUAUUGGGCAAACCCAAUAGCAUGGACUCUUUACGGGCUAGUCGUAUCCCAGUACGGCGACUUAACCAAACCCGUCAAGCUAUCAGACGGAGUCACCUCUUUGCCAAUCAAAGAGUUAGUCAACGACGUAUUUGGUUACAAACAUGAAUUCCUCGGAGUUGCAGUUUUCAUGGUGUUUGCCUUCUGCUUCUUGUUUGCAGUCAUCUUCGCUUUCGCUAUCAAAUCCUUCGUCUUCCAAAAGAGAUAAAAGAGAGAUGGCAUCAAAUCCUUCGUCUUCCAAAAGAGAUAAAAGAGAGAUGGCAGAAAACACCUCAUGCUAGUUAAAGGUAUCUAAAACACUCUUAAAUUUGUUACAUAUAGAGAAUGUUGUAGAGAGCAGCAUGUUAAGAUUUUAUUCUUUUCUUUUUUGUCCAAAAAAUAAUGAUAAUAACUACGGUCGCAUUCGCAUGUAAAAUGGUACGGCAAAUUCAUAAGUUUAUACCCUUUUACGUCAAAGGUUUACAAGAUA